This is a messenger RNA of Thamnophis sirtalis, 3203 nucleotides long. NCBI's taxonomy places the organism in Eukaryota, Metazoa, Chordata, Lepidosauria, Squamata, Natricidae. The record is from RefSeq and is a predicted model, not a curated record.
GAGGUGCCUCGCUCGCUCGCUCGCUGCCUGUCAGGCGCCGCUCCGGUCCCCACUCUGCCUUGGCCGCUCGCAGUCCGUCGCAGCCGCGGGAAAGAGGAGCCUCCAGAGCCUCGAGGGCCCAAGAGAGGCUUGUCUUGACCGAGCCGCGGAAGCCAAACGGCGGAAAGCUUGCUCAGCGCCGCAGGGCUGGAUGGCCCUGGCCGCGGGCGGCUGGUGCCUGCUGAAGCGCUGCGGUCCCGACGACUCGCCCUGUCCGUUGGCACCCCGGGAACUGCUGGGCCCUUCGCCUUCGCCGUCUUCGUCCUCGGGCUGCUCCCCCAGCGGGAGCGGGCGCCCGCACAACGCCAGGAGCUUCAAGCAGGAGCCCGGAGGCGCCCUCUCGACCUCGCCCCAGAUAGGCCUGGCCGAAGGCCGAGCCUUGCUGGGGCCUUUUGUGUCUCUGGCGGCGGCGGCGGCACCCUCGAGCCUGCCCAGCUGGGAGGACUUGCUCCUUUUCGCGGACCUGGAUCAGGCCAACAAACUGAUCUGGUCAAGCCGCUCCUCGACCAAGCUGAGCCCGGAUCCCGCGCCUCCGCCGCCGAUCGUCGAGGACAUGUACCACCACCCGCAUGCCCAUCCUCACUCCCAGAGCCUACAGGCCAGCACCUAUGACGGAGCGUCUCCGGGCAGCGGCGGAGGCGGCUUCGUGCCUUCCACGGCCGGAUCUCCAGUCUACGUGCCCACCACCCGCGUGGGGUCCAUGCUGCCCUACCUCCAGAAUCCCCCGGGCGUGGGACAGGCUGGGGGAUCGUCAGCUUGGCCCUCUCAGGGCGCUCCGGAAAGCCCGUCCUCUUCCUACGGCGCCAGUGCUGGGGGAUGCGCCCAUCCAGCCUCGGGCCGUUUCUCUUACCCAGCUGGCAGCCCCCCGGCUUCCAACGGCGCCCCCCGGGAACCGGCAGCCUACAGUCCGCGGGAGCAAUUCCGGCCGCUGAACGGAUCCUACUAUAACCCCUACGUGGGCGCCCAGUUCAGUCCGCCAGGCUGGGGAAGUCCCUUCGACAACUCUCUACUGCACUGCCUGCCCAGCCGACCCACCACCCUCGCCGUGAGGCCGUCCAGCGCAGAUCUCCUGGAUGAUCUGAAUGAGAGCCGGGAAUGCGUCAACUGUGGCUCCAUCCAGACCCCCCUGUGGAGAAGAGAUGGGACUGGCAACUAUCUCUGCAAUGCCUGUGGGUUGUACACCAAGAUGAAUGGCCUAAGUAGGCCCCUGAUCAAACCUCAGAAGAGAGUGCCUUCUUCAAGGAGAUUGGGCUUGUCCUGUGCAAACUGUCAUACCACAACUACCACUCUUUGGCGCAGGAAUGCAGAAGGAGAGCCCGUGUGCAAUGCUUGUGGCCUGUACAUGAAGCUUCAUGGGGUGCCCCGACCUCUUGCUAUGAAGAAAGAGGGAAUUCAAACCAGGAAACGAAAACCAAAGAAUAUAGCUAAGACAAAAUCAUGCUCUGGUAAAUAUAUUCAAAGAUUCUUGCUGCAGGCAGUUUCUUCUGUGAUGUCCAACCGGGGCGAGAGCACCAGUCCCGAGACUAGCACACUCAAAUAUUCUGGCCAGGAAGGGCUCUACUCCGGUGUCAGCCUGACUUCCACUGCAGAAGUGACAGCUUCUGUGAGACAGGAUUCUUCAUGGUGUGCCUUAGCUCUAGCGUGAAUUGGUGGCACAUCAACGCUGGUGUGGAUAUUUGCCCUGGGCUGCAGCCAGUCAUUUGCUCUUGCGUUGGAUAUUUUUGCCUUGAUCAAGCAGUCCAAGAAGCUGUCGCAGUGGGGGCAGGGACAUUUUGCCCAUCAUACCUGCUUCUAGAUAACAUUUCUCUCCUGCAAAACUGACUCUCCAAAUCAGUCUGCAAGAGAUUCAUGGGAGUUGGAACUGCUUUUUUUAAAAACUCAACAAGGAGUGCCCUUCUGCACUAUUCAUAGAUCUUCACCGUGACUAUCUAUGCUGGCCUUGUGUAUUUGAGGAUUGUGUCUUUGUCUCACUCCCACAUGACCAACAUCCAAGACCUGAUUGAUGUUGACAUUUCCCCUCCUUUUUGUAGACAAAGUAGGCAAAGCUUACAUUACAGUGGAUAAUGCAGUGUAGAAGAGCAAUGCAAAUGUGCAUUUUGUCCAUAUGUGUAACUGCAUAUCUUGUACUUGACAGUUUCUGAUCUUUAUCCCAGGUCAGUGUUCUCAGCUAGUGCCUUCUGCUCUGUAUUUUCUGGGUAGUUUUUCUGAAGUAACUUACCGUAAAGCCCAAUGAAAACAUUUGGUACACCCUUCUCAAGUUAGAACUUGCUAACAAGAACGUAUACUAAAAUAUUUGCAUUAUCGUCUUUUAAGUAUAUACUGUGAUGGAAGAGGUGCAGUGUCUAUGAUGUGACUGAGCUGUAUCUAGCCAGUCAGAAUUUGUAAACAGGGUAGCCUAAAAAAAAAAAAGAGAGAGAGAGAGAGAGAGAGAGAUCCCUUUUUCAUAUACACAAUUUUCUUAUGAAAAGUGCAAUUUCUGUUGCAGCAAUCAGUGUUAAAUCAUAAGCAUAAGAUUUAACCACAGUUUUUAUACGAAUGAAUGGAAUGAAUGUAAACAUUUUAACUUAAUGGUACAUAAAUAAUUUAAAAGUAAACAAGUUAAACUAGGCAUCUUUAUAGGGUUUUUUUUUAUUGCAGUAAAAAUGUUUGGUGUCUGUGUUUCUGAUUUUCAAGCAAAGGUUUCAAGAACAAAAGUUUUCUCAGGAAAAAAGAAAGAUUGACCUGUCUAAGCCAGCCUUCCACAAAGCUCUUGGCCUCUAACCGGGUUGGAUUGCAAUGCCCAGAACUCCAACCCUCCAUAAUGGAAGACUGAGGCUGGUUGGGAAUUCUGAUAGUUCUAGCUAGGCCUAUUGAGAAAGGCUGGCCUCUCUAGUCAUAAGCUUUGAUAGAUACACAGUCAUCCCUACUCUCUUGCCACCAAUAAAGUAUGUGCUAGAAAAAUGUCCAUUGCAAUAAAAUUUUACUACCUAAUGGCAAAAUAUGUAAAUACUUCAUCAGAAUUUUGAAACAAUUUUCAAAGAUUGGAUGCAGUCUGUAGAAUAUAGGCUGACCUGUAGCUAGGUUGGUUUAGGUAUUUUUCAAAGCAAAAGCCAAUGUCGGGAUGUCAUGUGGAAAGUUGUUUUCACCAGAGGAUUAAAAAUAAAAAAGAUUACGUGUUCUGUCCA